Messenger RNA from Pneumocystis murina B123, 885 nucleotides. RefSeq lists its product as hypothetical. The record is from RefSeq and is a predicted model, not a curated record. Lineage: Eukaryota; Fungi; Ascomycota; Pneumocystomycetes; Pneumocystales; Pneumocystaceae. The coding region runs from base 1 to 885 and encodes 294 amino acids. Gene Ontology annotation, molecular function: oxidoreductase activity. The transcript has 7 exons.
AUGACUCAGAAACAGAACACGCUAUUUCAUGGGAUCUGUAUUCCAGGAGUUGUUAUAAUUAAUAAAAAAUAUUUGUUUCAUGGAAUAGUAUUAGCAUUUACAUUAAGUCUUCUUAAAAUUUACCGUGGAAGAUCAUGUAUAUCUCUUCAUCCAGAUAAAUUCCAAGAAUUUGAAUUGAUUGAAAAAACUAUUAUUAAUUAUAAUUCUGCUAUAUAUCGAUUUGCUCUUGCUAAAGCAAAUGAUAUAUUAGGUUUGCCAAUUGGACAGCAUAUAAUGGUAUCUGUUACUAUUGAUGGCAAGAAAGUUUCUCGUCCAUAUACACCAUGUUCUUCUGAUGAUGAGCGAGGAUAUUUUGAUCUUCUCAUUAAGUCGUAUCCUACUGGAAAAGUUUCAAAGUAUAUUGGUGAGAUGAAAAUUGGUCAAACAAUCAGCGUUAAGGGUCCAAGAGGAAAAAUGAGAUACUAUUCAGGACUCGUUAAAGAAUUUGGAAUGAUUGCUGGAGGUACUGGGAUUACGCCAAUGCUUCAGAUAAUUAGAGCUAUUUUAAAAAAUCCAGAAGAUAAAACAAAAAUAUCUCUUAUAUUUGCUAAUGUUACUGAAGCCGAUAUUCUUUUGAAAGACGAAUUUGAUAUAUUAGCUAAUAAAUAUUCAAACUUUAGAAUCUACUAUGUUCUUAAUAAUCCUCCUUUUAAUUGGACAGGUGGUGUUGGCUAUGUUACUAAAGAUAUAAUUAAAGAAUAUUGUCCUCCACCUGGACCUGAUAUGAAAUUGUUAUUGUGUGGACCGCCUCCAAUGAUAGUUGCUAUGAAAAAAGAAAUAGCUCUUCUUGGAUAUGAUACACCAAGUUUAGUUUCUAAAUUGACUGACCAAGUUUUUGUAUUUUAA